Helobdella robusta is the source of this 225-nucleotide messenger RNA. RefSeq lists its product as hypothetical. Gene Ontology annotation, molecular function: heme binding. The annotation marks the transcript as partial. The transcript has 3 exons. The record is from RefSeq and is a predicted model, not a curated record. Gene Ontology annotation, cellular component: intracellular membrane-bounded organelle; membrane. Lineage: Eukaryota; Metazoa; Annelida; Clitellata; Rhynchobdellida; Glossiphoniidae.
AUGGCUGGAGUAUACAGUUUAAGGGACGUUGCAGAACACAAUACGGCAGAGGAACCAUGGUUGAUCAUUGAUGAUAAAGUUUACAACGUCAAAAAACUUCUUCCUGAUCACCCUGGUGGCGAAUUCAUUCUUCUGUCAAAUGCAGGCAAAAACGCAACGACUGCCUUUGAAAGAAAGGGCCACUCCGAGAAUGCCAAAAGAUGGAUGAAGGACUUUCAAAUUGGA